Kockovaella imperatae is the source of this 1158-nucleotide messenger RNA. RefSeq lists its product as hypothetical. Bases 1 to 1158 code for a protein of 385 amino acids. Lineage: Eukaryota; Fungi; Basidiomycota; Tremellomycetes; Tremellales; Cuniculitremaceae. The record is from RefSeq and is a predicted model, not a curated record. The transcript has 2 exons.
AUGUCAACUGUUGGACCCAUGACGGGCAGGACACAACAGUCUAUGCACAGGCAUCAUCCCUAUGCACCUUCUACCCCAUCCACCUCCAAUAGACCUCACCACGGCGCCAACCUCGUUCCUCCCCCUUCUUCGUCUUCGUCCUCCUCCUCUUUCGCCUCCCCUUCUGGCUCUGCUUCCACCUCGCGGUACGCCAAGGUCUUUUCAGGAGCUGUCCCUCCUCGACCUAGAUCUCCAGAAACAUCCUCUUCGUCAAGGCAACAACACCAACACGAGCGAUUCUCUUCUAAGCGUUCCCCCAUGAUGGGAGCCAACAUUCAUCUCCCACCUUCUCCUCCCAGAUCACGAAGAGAAUCGAGCGAGACUCCUUCAUUGGCCACGACCACCGGGCUUGGCGCUGCCUUUGGGGGUUCCAGUGGAGGCAAAUGGUGGGACGAAGAGAUUCCUCCCCCACCCGCCAGUCUCACCGCCAUUCUCGAUUCAUUCAAGCAGAGUGGACAAGGCGAUCGCGAACUGCUGCUCGCCAUCCUCGGGGCCAAAAAGGCCGAAGAGGAACGUCUCACAGCCCUCAUCUCUACCCGCCUCACCAUCCUCCAAGCCAGACUCUCUCUUCAUUCUGCCGCUGCCGCCCUUGCAGCUCAACAACCCCCUACACCACCUGCUGAACUUGGUUCCGACGAAGAGACGCUCGUCUCCAAACCUGGAUCAAAGCUCAACUCGCCUCGAUCAGAGUAUCUCUCUCCUCGAUCCAGCAGAGACGACAUGCCUCAUAGUCCCAUGAUGUUGCCUUCAUCAUCUCGUAUGCCUCCUCCUCCUCUCCCUCAACGACCAGGUCAACAACCAUCCUACGAGUCCCUCGUCCCUAAAGGUCUCUUCUCUUCUUCGUCACCCGCUGCAUCAACGCCUCACGAAGCCUCCCACCGAUCCGACCUUGAACUCCCUCAGAUCCACGUCGGACGAUUCUGGAACGAAAAGCAACGCAUGCCUUCGCCAGAAAAGGCCGAUCGACGAGCUGGACCCAUGAGCCCCAUCAGCCCUGACGAGUCUCGACCCACUCGUUCCGAGCGCGCUGGGUCUAACGGUAGCAGCGGAUCCGAGAGCCGCGCACCGGGACUCGACAUGCUGCUGGAUGCCGGCAUGAGGGAUCAAGAGAUGGCUUAG